Chenopodium quinoa (quinoa) is the source of this 1774-nucleotide messenger RNA. Its product is annotated as cyclin-P3-1-like. Bases 518 to 1231 code for a protein of 237 amino acids. NCBI's taxonomy places the organism in Eukaryota, Viridiplantae, Streptophyta, Magnoliopsida, Caryophyllales, Amaranthaceae. Gene Ontology annotation, molecular function: protein kinase binding. Gene Ontology annotation, biological process: regulation of cyclin-dependent protein serine/threonine kinase activity. The record is from RefSeq and is a predicted model, not a curated record. The transcript has 3 exons.
AAUAGGGAUAGAAAGAGUAAUAACAUACGAGGAGUAGAACAGUAGAGGAUGUUGUAUAUCUUUGAUUUUUAUCAAAGAAAAAAAAAAACCUUAAAAAAUGCAGACAAAAUAAAGGCAGGAAAGUGGACAAAAAGAUAGUCGGUAAUAGCGAUGAAGAAGAUGCAACUGAGGAAAAUGCGGUGGAAUUACAAUACAUUAUUAAAAUUAUUAAAAUUAAAAAAAAUAAAAUAAAAUAAAAGAUAGCAUUGUUUCUCUAUCUUAUUCCCUCUCUUUCUGGUAAAGUGUCCCAGCUCACAUCCACAUCCACAUCCAAGAGAAAGAGAGGAGAUCAGGAGAGUGAUUAUCACUACUAUUUUCUCUCUCCUCUCUCUCUUUCUCUCUCUUGCUGGUGAAAUUAAUUCACUAAUUUACACAUUAAAUACGCUUUUCAAGAAUCAUGGAAACUCCCUGAUUCUUUCUCUUUUUUCUUCCUGAUUUCAUUAUCUUCAUUUCUUUCUAAUUCUGCCAUUACCCCACAAUGCCGCUGCAAAUUCCUCUGUCUGAUACCCGAAUUUCUACUGAAUCCCUAUGCCUCAAAAUGGGAGCACUGGCCUUUGAUGCUGAUGAUGUUGGAUCAGAUACUUAUUUUAAAUUGGGUCUGAAAGAAAAUGGAAAAGGAUCAUUGAGAACACCGAGAUUCUUGUCACUUCUAUCUUCUCUUCUCGACAAUUCUGUCCAAAAGAAUGAAACAUUGUUGGAGACAGCACAAAUUGAUGAUGUCCUUACUGUAUUUCAUGGUUUAAGAGCCCCACCUGUCAGCAUACAACAGUAUUUUGACCGAAUGUUCAAGUAUGCAGGGUGUAGUCCAUCCUGUUUCAUCGUGGCAUACAUUUAUGUGGAUAGAUACCUCCAACAAACAAAGACUUACUUAACUUCUCUCAACAUCCACCGGCUUCUAGUUACUAGUCUUAUGGUGGCUGCAAAAUUUGUUGACGACGCAUCCUUUAACAAUGCAUACUAUGCUAAAGUUGGAGGUAUUAGCACUUCAGAAAUAAACAGGUUGGAGAUGAAAUUACUCUUUAGCAUAGAUUUUAGGCUUCAAGUAAACGAAGAUACAUUCAGGAGAUAUUGUUUAUUAUUGGAAAAAGAAGGCGAAGGAUGUCAUAUUGAUUGGUCAGCCAAAGCAUGUUGUGUUAAAGAUAGUUGGUCAAAAAAGGACGAAUACCCACGCAAGACUCCAGUUGCUAGAUGACCACUUGAUCACUACGAUUGUUUCGAUAAGAAGUCUAGGAGUAGAUGCCGUGUCACAACCUGUGUACAGUUAUCGUGCGUUGGCAGCAGAGAAUUAUGUUCGAUCGAUGCCCAGUUAUAUGGAACCUACAUUUGGGUUAUGUUAUUCUCUCUGGUUGUACAAUCACAUUCCAUGUUCAUUUGUAAUUGUUUUAUGAGCACCCCCUCCCCUCAUAUUCUUUUGCUAGUGUUCUUUUAGACGUAGAAGUGUCAAGAGGGCAUGGGUUUGAGUUGUAGAAAAGGCAUUCAUGAAUUUUCAUUGUAUUGAUCAUAUUUCCCGAAUUCUUUUGUGUCUCUAUUAUUGUACAUAGUAAGGGUGUUUGGAGAGCAAUUUCAACAUGAACUGAUAGAUUGGAGCAUGCUGGACCUCCUAUUUUUCAGUUGGGAAGGCUCCAUCGAUUAGAGGUCAUGACCAAAACAAGUGUCCUCAAACUACAGAAGUCUACUUUCCAAAUUAAAUGGUAUUGUAAAAAUAUAUUUAAUGAAGUUUGAAUUACAUCACAAA